AUGAAGACCUUCGCUGCCUUCAGCCUGUUGGCUGCCAUCGGAAACGCCCUGCCCGUUGAAGACGCGGCCGUUGAAGAGCUCGUGGCACGUCAAGUCGGCGGGUCGUCGACUCAGACCGAACUCGAGAACGGCGCCUGCAGGGCCAUCACCUUCAUCUUCGCCCGGGCAUCGACCGAGCGCGGCAACUUUGGUAGCAGUGUUGGACCACCUACCUGCAGCGGCCUGAAGGACACCUACGGCAGCGACAUGGUUGCGUGCCAGGGCGUCGGAGGGCCUUACUCCGCCGACCUGGCCUCCAACGGCCUGCCUCGCGGAACGUCGACCGCGGCUAUCAACGAGGGUAUUCGCUUGUUCGAGCUCGCGGCGAGCAAGUGCCCUAACUCCAUUGUCGUCGCUGGUGGCUACUCCCAAGGCACCGCCCUCAUCAGCGCCGCCAUCUCCGACCUCGACCAGUCCACCCAGAACCGCAUCGCCGGCGCCGUCCUCUACGGCAACACCCGCAACGCGCAGAACGGUGGCAAGAUUCCCAACUACCCGCCGGAGAACGUCUUGACAAUCUGCGCGCCCACCGACGGCGUGUGUGAUGGCAGUCUGCAGGUUACCGCUGGACACUUCUCGUACGCCGAUGAUGUGCCAGACGCUGUAGACUUCUUGGAGGGUCGUAUUGAGGCUUUCGACGGCGAGGGUGGUGAGGUUGGCGGUGAUGUGCCGGCGGAUGAGACGAGCGAGCUCUGCCGCAAGUACCCUCUGCUGCGCCAGUGUCGUGACUGA
This is a messenger RNA of Saxophila tyrrhenica, 771 nucleotides long. RefSeq lists its product as uncharacterized. The coding region runs from base 1 to 771 and encodes 256 amino acids. Gene Ontology annotation, biological process: carbohydrate catabolic process. The record is from RefSeq and is a predicted model, not a curated record. Gene Ontology annotation, molecular function: cutinase activity. Gene Ontology annotation, cellular component: extracellular region. Lineage: Eukaryota; Fungi; Ascomycota; Dothideomycetes; Mycosphaerellales; Extremaceae. The transcript is spliced from 3 exons.